CGUUAUUCCGAUUUCGAAGCACGGGGAGGGGGUGCUGCACAUGCGCAUUAAAUUAUUGUUGGUGGGCAGGGCUGGUGCGCAUGCGUGGGAAGUGUUGGUGUGGUCCUAUUGCCCGCGCCCUUCCGAUUCCGGAUCCUACAGAAAGACAGCCGGAGAAUAGACCGGCGGUUCGGGAGAGCCGGAGAUCCGGGAGACCUUUCAAUCAUUAUAAAUACCAGCUGUAUGGACUCAGAGCUUCCAUCAUGGGUAAAAUGCUAUCCAAGGUGUUUGGGAAUAAGGAGAUGCGGAUAUUGAUGUUGGGUUUGGAUGCUGCUGGGAAGACCACCAUUCUUUACAAACUCAAGCUAGGACAGUCAGUCACCACUAUCCCAACUGUAGGUUUCAAUGUAGAGACUGUUACCUACAAAAACGUAAAAUUUAAUGUCUGGGAUGUAGGUGGCCAGGACAAAAUUCGGCCUCUCUGGCGGCAUUACUAUACUGGAACACAGGGUCUCAUCUUUGUUGUUGAUUGUGCAGAUCGAGAUCGAAUUGAUGAGGCCCGUCAAGAACUCCACAGAAUUAUUAAUGACCGAGAGAUGCGAGAUGCCAUUAUUCUCAUCUUUGCCAAUAAACAGGACCUUGCAGAUGCCAUGAAGCCUCAUGAGAUCCAGGAAAAGCUUGGACUUACCCGGAUUAGGGAUAGAAACUGGUAUGUCCAGCCAUCUUGUGCAAAUACCGGAGAGGGACUUUAUGAAGGUCUCAUGUGGUUGACAUCAAAUUACAAAUCUUAAACUCUGUUUCUAUUACUGUUAAUUUUUUUGUACUUUCGCUUUGAUUUGGUUUAUUUUGAAAACCACUGAAGGACUGGCAGCAUAGCUGUGUAUUUUUUUCUUUUUUUUUUUUUGACAUAUAUUAUUCCUAAAUGCUCUGCAGAAGAGCCUGGAAGGAGUUAUUGGCUUCGCCCCACUUGGGAGCAAGGAAGGGUAGAAGGUAUAGAACACGAAGCUUGAUGUUCUUUGCACCUAGUGAGAUGGGAAAAUAACCCUUUGCAGUGUCAGCCUUAACCAUCAGUGAGCUAGUAUGAAAUAUUAAAGGACUUAAAAGUUUAAAAGACAAAGAAACCCUGAAAAUAAAUGAUGUUCACGUGAAAGAUCAAAUGCAAAUUAAAGUUUGUAGUUAAACUGUUACUGUGUACACAUGUUCCCCAGCAUAGCAGUAUUUAAUCAUCCGCUUUUAAAGGGCUGGGCUGGGCUAUGUAGUUAACCUUAAAGUCCACGUUCCUGAGCAAGACCAAGACCUGGUACAUGUGCACAAGUACUCUGACAUUGUACAUGCUUCAUGUCUCCUUGGAGGCUUGCGUUCUAACUUUUGAUUGUACUGCUUGCAAUGCAGUGUCAGUGGGCGAGGGAAGGAUGCACGUGCGCAGAAUAAACUUAAGUGACGUAUACAAUGACUCCUAAUGAAAAAAUAGCAGCCGCAAAGUGCCCAGUGGGGAAUAACUUUGGAGGCAAAAGAAAGCAGUUUUGAAAAUCCAAAAUAAUUGCGGUUUAUGUGGCAAGUGAUUGGGCAAAGUAGCAAAGGGAAGGGUUUCCUUGUCCUUUAACACUGCCGUGCAUUGCACAUUCUUCUGACCUCAAUGUAUGAGACAGUUUUUUACAUUCCCUGUGCCCAUAAAAUUCCCAAUGUUUUUUUUGUGUCAUUUAAUAAGGGACGGAGUAAUAAGAACCUUUUACCUUUAGUGUUGCAGUAUAAAAAGUCCAAACAGUUGAUUCCGUCCUGUGGAAAAUAUGAGAGAAAUGUACAUUCAGUGUUACCAUUGCUGAGUGUUUUAAGGCAUUGUGAAAUAUUUAUAAUACGUUUAUUUAUGUGCCAGUUCCAUCACCACCUGUGGGUCAACAGGGUGCUUUGAACCGGAAGUUCAAAGCCUACAGAAAACUAAGUUAUUUGACAGAUAUAAAUCCUGAAAGGAAACUUCUGACUUGUCUAACGCCUCAUAUAUUCUCCUGUACAGUAGGGGAACAUGGUAUAUCCUAUGUUAUGCUGUGACUGGGGUGUUUCAGAAGAACCGCUUCUAAAAUGGAGUUAAACCGAAUGUGUGCAUUGCUGGAGAAUAUGCUCUGGCCAGUUUUGAUAAGUGUCUAUUUUUCCUUCAUCCUUAUUGGUGCUAUUUAAUCUUAUUUUUUGUGAUGAGAAAUUACAAGUUUUUUAAAGAUUUGUGCCACACACUGGUUUCUUUUACAAAAUUAACAAUCUGCACAUCAUACUGAUCAGGCACUUUAGUAAGGCUUAGUUCACUAUGUUGCUGCACUGAUUUAUGUAAAGACUGACAUACUAAUACAAUGCCUAAUCAAGUUAAUGUACACACAAAGGUUGGUUUACUGGUAAUUAAUCUUAAAUACAUUCCCUGGAUUUUUGUUCUUGUUAGACUUUUUUCCAUGGUUGUCAUUCCAUCUUUCAUCUGAAGGAUCAAGGAAGGAGCAAAGUAUAAUCUUCAAAGUGCGCCAAGCAGUCUGUAAUACUAAAAUCAUGCUAUAAUUUUACCUUAAGGACUUGCCAAUUUUUCAUAGACUGCGUAUUAAACUUUGCACCUAUAAUUUAAUGUUUCUUUUGUUAUGUUUUUAGCCUUUGGAAAUCAUGCAUUUUUCAAAUUAAACUGCUCCUUAUUUGAAUAAACAGAACUAUGUAUGA
Xenopus tropicalis (tropical clawed frog) is the source of this 2667-nucleotide messenger RNA. It is a transcript of the gene arf6.2, whose product is annotated as ADP-ribosylation factor 6. Gene Ontology annotation, cellular component: recycling endosome membrane; Flemming body; cleavage furrow. The record is from RefSeq and is a predicted model, not a curated record. Gene Ontology annotation, molecular function: GTP binding; GTPase activity. Lineage: Eukaryota; Metazoa; Chordata; Amphibia; Anura; Pipidae. The transcript is spliced from 2 exons. Bases 81 to 770 code for a protein of 229 amino acids.